This is a messenger RNA of Sceloporus undulatus (fence lizard), 1014 nucleotides long. Its product is annotated as ribonuclease-like. The record is from RefSeq and is a predicted model, not a curated record. The transcript is spliced from 2 exons. Gene Ontology annotation, molecular function: nucleic acid binding. NCBI's taxonomy places the organism in Eukaryota, Metazoa, Chordata, Lepidosauria, Squamata, Phrynosomatidae. The coding region runs from base 73 to 498 and encodes 141 amino acids.
CAUUUGCAUCUAUCCUUUGGGAGACAACAUCAACAUUGUAUCAGGUAUCUCUUUUACCAGGCAGACCUGAACAUGAAUUUCAAGGGAUGUGGACCCAUUUUCUUUGGAUUCCUGAUGGUUGUGUUCAUAGUUGAAAACUAUGCUGCUGACAAUAAGCAAUUCAAUAGGCAGCACUUUGACAACCCCAAGAGCAAUGUUGGAAAACGUUAUUGUGAUGCCAUGAUGCAAAGACGUGGGAUGACCAAACCUCAGUGCAAGUCUGUGAACUCCUUCAUCCAUGGCACUAAGAAGGAUAUCAACGACGUGUGCGGCAAGGGAGGGAAGCCUUACGGCAACAAUUUGAGGCGUAGCAAUAAGCAGUUCUCUGUCACCACCUGCAAGCUCAGUGGAGGCUCUACCCGUCCACCUUGUAAAUACAGAGAGAACAAGUCAAAUAGAUAUAUUGUUAUUGCUUGUAGAGAUGGGAAGCCUGUACACUACGAAGAAGGUCAGAUCUAAGAUGCAUAUAUACUGUGCUCAACAUUCCUGAUAUGAGAAUAUUGAAGCCGUCUCCUAUGCCUCAUCUAUAGAAAAUGUAGGUUGGUUUGUAAAUCUGGAGUCAGUUUGUGUAACUUUCUAUUCCCACUUUUGUUUUGCGUCUCCACUUUUGUACUUUCUGGGCCUCCAUUGUGGUCAGUGGUUCACAUGGAAAGCCUGUACAUUUUAAUAAAGGUCAGGUCUCAGUGGCAAGGUUGUAAGUGCUGUGCUCAUGUGCCUCUUGUGAGUAAAACUGAGCCAGCUAUGACCCAUCAAUGGAAAAUGUAUCAUUAGCUCAUAAACCUAUGGGGUUAUUUUGAUUAACUUUACUGCAUUCUUGUUGCUUUUCUCACUAUACACUUUCUUUGCUUUCAUUUGAAGCUUAAAGUGAAAAACAGAAGGAAAAAAACGCCUGAGCCAUCAUUCUGACUUUCCUUUAACUAAUCCAGCCAUGUCUAUCUUACCAAUUACUGCUAAAUAUAUAAACUAUGCAGAGCA